GGAGGGGCCAAUACUUGGCGCGGUCGGGCUCAGGGGUAGAGCUUGUGAAGAUGCAGGCCUGACGGCUUGAGGACGGCGUGAUCGCGGCAGAGGGAGCGGGUCUCGCUCGGCAGGAUGGGCGGGCUCUGGCGGCUCCUGCGCGCUCUGCGGCUCCCGCUCCUCGGGCUAGAGAAGCAGUUUGUGGGCAGCGACCAGUUUGGAAACAAAUACUACAAGAUCCCCAAACACCAAACUUGGGCUGGACAGACAAUUCCAGAGAAAAGACUAGUAGAAGCUGUAAAUCAAGAGGAGUAUAAGUAUGAAGUGGGCGACCUGCCAGCAGAAUGGGAAGCUUGGAUUAGAAAAAGAAGAAAGGAUCCACCCACAAUGGAGGAAAUUCUUAAGAAUGAAAUCUAUAGAGAAGAAAUAAAACUGAAAAUCACAGCUGCUUCUGAAAAGGACAGCCUCCUUCAGACCAAGGAAUGUGAGGGACUUGUUGCUGAACCAGUUCAAACUCAAAUUAAAGGCCAUGCAUCAUCAUCUUACUAUGGAAAGAAUGAGCCUUCACCAGACCCAUCCAGCACUGCAAAAACCUUUCAGCCAGGUUCCUGGAUCCCACCAGAUAGCAGUAGUUGUAGUAAGUAAACAGUUGUAAUGUGAAAAAUCUUGCCAGUGAAUUGCACAGAUAAUUGCUCUAACAAGCAACAUGACUGAAGAAAACUUUUUUUCAUUUACCAACUGUUGUGUGAGAAAUAAACUGAUAUAUUAAUUUUCAUUUGUUUUUACACAGCCAGAUCUUAGACAUCAUUGCAUUUAAUUAUUACUGUGACUAAUUAGUAUAUCUUAGUAUAAAACUACUGCUACUUAAUUUGUUGUUUGUUUUUUUUAAGAAAUUGGUUGUCUUUUGUUGUUCUUGAGUUCAUUCUAUUUAGUUCAUUGAGACAGGAAAAUGGCAUCAUAUACUUUCUUUUGACAGGCAUUUUUCCUUAAAGGUAACCUAUUUUUUUUUAAAAUAUAACUAUAAUCUGGUCUUAACAUAAUGGAUUUCACAUAGCUUAUUUGUAGACAUGAAGCUUAGAAAUGACUUUUUGCAUUAUCAAAUCUAGAUUUGUUGCUUCAUCACCAUGUAUUUCUCUGGAAUCCCAAAGAGUUCCUUGCCUAUUUUUGCCUUAUUAUGGUCAAUGCUGUUGGCUCUCCUAGGUGAUUUUAGGGUCUGUUUAACCUCAUUAACAUAAAGCACUUCAACAAUA
Chelonoidis abingdonii (Abingdon island giant tortoise) is the source of this 1229-nucleotide messenger RNA. It is a transcript of the gene NDUFAF2, whose product is annotated as NADH:ubiquinone oxidoreductase complex assembly factor 2. The record is from RefSeq and is a predicted model, not a curated record. Gene Ontology annotation, biological process: mitochondrial respiratory chain complex I assembly. NCBI's taxonomy places the organism in Eukaryota, Metazoa, Chordata, Testudines, Testudinidae. Gene Ontology annotation, cellular component: mitochondrion; respiratory chain complex I; membrane.